AUGAGCGCUGACCUCACAGAGAGGCCGCCUUGGGCGGCUCGCGGGGGGCUGCAGUCGGCCCCGCUGGAAGCGCCGGUGCCAUCUGGUGCCUCCUCCCACCCCGUGCUGGUGGGGGACCCUGUAAUCCGCCGCCCCUCCCCCAGACAGGCCCCCACGGAAGCGCGGAGGGCCGAGGCCAAGACACGCCUGGCCGGCUCAGACCCCGUGCCCCGGCCCCGGCCCGUGACGCUGCAGGGGACCGCGCGACCUUUGCAGGCGGGCGGCGGCGGGGGCCCGCGGGGGGAGGGGCGCGGGCCUGCAGGCGCGGGAAAGCGGCGCACCCCGACCGCAUGCCCCGCCACGCGGGUGCACUGGCCCCACUUCCUGCCAGAGGGGGCACCCAAGGCCGCCUUGGGGCAGGAAACCUGCGCGCGGAGGAAGCCCCCUCCCUCUCCCCGGAACCCGAGCCCGGGGGAGCAAGCCCCGAAGCGGGGCGUCCAGGGGACUAGUUCCGACAGCGCCCGCGAAGCGGCGAAACCAGUUUGUGGGGGCGGAGGGCAGGCCCGGCCCCUGGGGCCGGGCCGGAGGUGGGGUCGCGGGGCACACCCGGGUCCCCAGCCUCCCCCGCACUUGGGAACUUCCCGGCGGCGGUGGGGGGCGCCCGGCCGGGCUCGGGCCGCGGGAGCGGCGGCCGCGCGAGGUGCACCCAGCGCCGCGGCCGCACAACUCGCGCUCACCGCCGCCCCCUCCCCCACCGCGCGCCGCCCGUCCCCGCCCCCCGCCCGCGGCGCCGGGGACCCGGUGCGGCGUCCUCCCCGCGCCUCCGCGCCCCGCCGCCCGCCCCCGCGCCGCGCGGCCCUCCCGCCGCCGCCGCCCCACGCCGCCCGCCUGCGCCCGGGCCUGGGAAUAAAGCCGGCGGCGCGCGCUGCGGCCCCGGGCGGGCGGCGGGGCGCGGGGCGGCCGCGGGCCCCGGGGACGACUCACCGCGAGCUCGGCCGCCGGCCUGCAAUGCGCGCGCGGGGCUGCCGGGAGCGACGGUGCUGGGCGCUGGGGACCGGCCUGGCUGCGCCGCCACCGCCGCCGCUGCUCGCGAAUGCGGAUCUGAAACCGGGAGAGGGCAGAGGCGCUCAAAGCCCGGCGCCGCCGCGUGCUCGCCGCUCGGGCCCCCGCGGGGUAUUUAUAACGCGCAUCCAGCGGCGGGGACCGAGCGGCGCCCUCCCCGGAGGAUGGCGAGGGCCAGGAAGCCGGGCACGGCCCGUGCGCGGCCUCAAUAAAUAA
This is a messenger RNA of Cavia porcellus (domestic guinea pig), 1257 nucleotides long. RefSeq names its product basic proline-rich protein-like. The coding region runs from base 1 to 1257 and encodes 418 amino acids. The transcript has 2 exons. The record is from RefSeq and is a predicted model, not a curated record. NCBI's taxonomy places the organism in Eukaryota, Metazoa, Chordata, Mammalia, Rodentia, Caviidae.